Pectinophora gossypiella (pink bollworm) is the source of this 2287-nucleotide messenger RNA. Its product is annotated as zinc finger protein 883-like. Gene Ontology annotation, cellular component: nucleus. Gene Ontology annotation, molecular function: DNA-binding transcription factor activity, RNA polymerase II-specific; RNA polymerase II transcription regulatory region sequence-specific DNA binding. Gene Ontology annotation, biological process: regulation of transcription by RNA polymerase II. NCBI's taxonomy places the organism in Eukaryota, Metazoa, Arthropoda, Insecta, Lepidoptera, Gelechiidae. The record is from RefSeq and is a predicted model, not a curated record. The coding region runs from base 294 to 1862 and encodes 522 amino acids. The transcript is spliced from 5 exons.
UAAGAUAUAUUUUUGUUGAUAUACAAAUAAAUUAUAGAAUCUGUUCAAAUAAUUGUAUAAGUGUAAUUGUUUAAACAAGCUAUUUAAGUUAGUUAAGUGUUUACGCAAAUACAGUGCCCGCUCCAGGGGGCCCACACGUACAUUUGAAGUCCUAUUUUUUGUUUUUUUGUAAUCGUACUAUAUUUUUAAAAGAAAACAAAUAAUCGAAGUUUUUUGCAAUGCUUUAAUCAGUGACAACUUAAAUAAAACAGUGAAUAACUUUUUAAAUUCCGCAACAUAACAAAAGAUUAUAAAUGGAAUCUAAUUUAAACAUGGAACUAAGCAGUGUAAAGGUAGAGUCUCUGGAAUUAGAUAUAGAUAUAAAAACAGAAAAUGAUAAUGACUUAGAAAAAGAUACUUGGCAAACAUAUAUUUGGGUUUGUUCUCUAUGUCAUGUUGAUUUUAAAACUGUAGAAGAACUGAGGUCUCACACCAAGGAAGAGCAUAAUAUGUGCAAUGCCUUUGCCUGUUUCGAUUGCAAGAAAAAUUACAUGUUGUUUGAAGAAUUUAUAAAACAUAUUCGAGAGCACAGAGAAGCUUUAGGAUCCAACUGUCAAUAUUGCAAAGAAUCAUUCACUAGUGAGGAACUGUGUAAUGAACAUGUGAACACCCAUCUAAAUGGAUCACAGAAGAUCUGCAAAUUAUGUGGAGAGAUAUUACCAAUUGCAAGUUCGUUGGACGAACAUAAACAAUUAUAUGGACAGACUGUGCGUGCUAAUGGAGAGGUUGAGAAGAAGUCAUGGAAGGACUAUACUUGGAUAUGUCAGAUCUGCAGUACAAAGUAUCCCGACUCGGAAGCCUUGCGUGUGCAUGCGCAGGCAGCCCACAACCGUUGCUUCGCGUUCCGCUGCGCCGACUGCCAGCAACAGACGACCAACUACAACCAAUUUGUCGCUCAUGUCGCCUCACAUAAACCUCAUUUAAGGAACUACUGCCAAUACUGCAACGAGUACUUCCCAAUCGUCUCCCAGAUGAGCCGCCACGUGGUGCGCCACGUCGCCGGCGCACAGCGCCCCUGCCACGUGUGCGGCCAGCUGCUAGACCACACACUGCUGGACAAACAUAGGAAGAUGUUCUCAGGGUCCGACACAGAACUCGCUAAGAUUAAAACAAAAAGAACUUACAAGAAGAAACCACCUCCAACCAUAGACGAAUUAACUUGCAAAAUUUGUCUGAAAGUCUGGGACACUAAGCGUAAAUUGACAAUACACACUCGCACCCACAACGAAACUAGACCCAGGAACUAUGCUUGCCCUAUUUGCAAUAAGGCUUUCCGAAAAAAAGGAACUAUGCAGGACCAUGCUGCGUCCCAUAGCGCUGUCAAAACUGAAAUUUGUCUAGUAUGCAAGAAGGAAUUUCACACAAAACGCGGUCUAAAAGCGCACUUAUUAACCCAUAGUGACAUAAAACCUUUCAUAUGCGACGAAUGCGGGGCGAGUUUUAGAUCUAAGCGAGCCGUUCAGAGACAUUUGACGACACAUUCACAAAAGAAAAGUUUCAAGUGUUCCCAAUGCGAAAGAGUGUUUAAGUACAAAGAGAAUUUGAUAACGCAUAGCCAUUACCACACAGGGACCAAAAUUUACCCUUGUGAGAUUUGCGAGAAGCAAUUUUCGACUUGGAUCAAUUGUGACCGUCAUAUGUUUAAGAAACAUGGUGUGAAGUUAGCGAAGACUAAGAACACUGCUCAGGGAAGCUUGAAUAUAGACAAAGCGACAGGAGAAGUGAAUCCGUUGAAAAUGGAUGAAAAAACUUUAGAAUGGAUGGAUAAUAUGUUAAAAGAUGAGAGGAAACGAAAGGAUUCGAAUGAAACUAAUGUAGCGUAGAUUUAAUGCCUACAAAGUGACGCCAUCUGGGGUAUUAAAAGAGAUCAAAUUAAAGCAAUUCAUCUAAAAAAGCAAUAUUGCUAUUUGACUUUUGCGCAUAUAAAAGUAAAUUACCAAUGUCAACAAAUGUCAAAUAGCAACAUUGCUUUUUAGAUGAGUUGCUUUAAUGUGACCCUUUGUAAUCCCCCAGGUGGUGUAUGGAGCAUACUCCAACAAAAACCAAAGAAUAAUAUGCAAACAUUGGCGACAAAGAAUUGUCAAUAAAACUAAUUACAUAUAAAUACAUAAUACAAUUUAUAUUACUUAAUGUAUCCGUAUUAUAAAAUGUAUUCAUAGGAAUUCUAUGUAUUCGUAAAUUACCUUUUUAUAAGAUUUUUAAAUAAAUUAAAUUUAUAGUUUAAAAAUAUUUUUAUUUAAAGACAAGA